Heterotrigona itama is the source of this 525-nucleotide messenger RNA. NCBI's taxonomy places the organism in Eukaryota, Metazoa, Arthropoda, Insecta, Hymenoptera, Apidae. The record is from the annotation of a GenBank genome assembly.
AUGGCAGAUAUUAAACAGGAUCAUAAAGGCGAGGAUACUGAUAAUUAUGGAAUAGGUAAUAAUGCGGAACCAAAAAAUAUGCAAGAAUUGACAGAAUAUGUAAGAUAUAAUUCAUUACUGUGACAUUCUCUGUUGAUGUUUUAAUAAUGUGAUUGCCUAUUGUUUAUGUUUCUUUACAUAUUUUAGGUGCAAACGCUAUUACAAAACAUGCAAGGAAAAUUUCAAACUAUGUCGGAUCAAAUACUGGGGAAAAAUAUCCUUUUUUUUUACUAAUAGCUUAAAAUGCAUUUCCUUAAAUAACCUUAAAAAAAUAAAAUGUGCUUCUGAUGUGAAAGUACAAAUUAUUAUAUGUGAAAAAAUAAGCUUAUUUAAGGAAGUUAUGUGUUUACUUAAUGAUUUCAUGAAUAAAGUGAUAAAUAUUCUUAAUGCAGAAUACUAGAUGAAAUGGGAAAUAGAAUAGACGAUCUAGAAAAAAAUAUCACAGAUUUAAUGACACAAGCAGGCGUAGAAGGAGGGGACAAAUGA